AUGCCGUAUUACGACUCCAAGCCGCCCGUGCCCGUCGGUAUGGGGCGGGGUGCGAACUCGGGCGUUUGGGGGAAGCCUAUGGCGGUGAGGUGGUUGGUUGCCAUCCUCUUGGUUGUUCUCGGUAGCGUGGUGGGAGGAACACCGGUGCCGUCCGUGCGGGGUCUUGCGCAAACGAACGCUACUGGUCAUGCUGAUCGUCUCGCACCCGCACCGUGCUUUCGCAACGGAACCCGCUCAGCCCAUCAAAAGAAGUGGCACCGGGAGCACGACGAUGAGUCGAGCUGGCGUACCUCCGACUCUGGCCAAGCUGUCCAGCUCAUCCGCCUUGCAGUACCUGGCAGCGCUCGAUCCCUCGUCGAUAAGCCCGCUUCCGAUUGGAAGAUGGUCAUCUUGGCCCAGUUCUAG
Messenger RNA from Kalmanozyma brasiliensis GHG001, 405 nucleotides. RefSeq lists its product as uncharacterized. The record is from RefSeq and is a predicted model, not a curated record. Bases 1 to 405 code for a protein of 134 amino acids. NCBI's taxonomy places the organism in Eukaryota, Fungi, Basidiomycota, Ustilaginomycetes, Ustilaginales. The transcript has 2 exons.